Messenger RNA from Solanum stenotomum, 600 nucleotides. RefSeq lists its product as uncharacterized. NCBI's taxonomy places the organism in Eukaryota, Viridiplantae, Streptophyta, Magnoliopsida, Solanales, Solanaceae. Bases 1 to 600 code for a protein of 199 amino acids. The transcript has 2 exons. The record is from RefSeq and is a predicted model, not a curated record.
AUGAAGUACGCAGAUGCAAUGAAGGUACUUGAUGGUCAGUUAAGUUUACUUUCAACAAAAUUGAAACCAAAAAUAAUCAUGGGUGAUGAAUAUAGAGGGCUGGUUAUGGUCACUCGUAGUGGAAAAGAAGCAAUAGGUAAUGUGACGAGAAAUGAAAAAGUGCACACGCAUGAAGAAGGCAAGGGUAUAGAGAAAGAAGAAAUAACCAUCCAUCAAGACAUUCCCAAGGAGCUGCAAAGUGAUGUGGAGAAACACAAGCCAAGCCCAAAAGUUAAGCAUCCUUUACCCAAAAUUUCUCCUCCAUUUCCCCAAUGCCUCAAGAAGAAGAAUGAGAUCUCCAUUGCUCCAGAGGACCAAGAGAAAACAACUUUUACUGGCACAUAUGGCACUUUUGCCUUCAAACAGAUGUUGUUUGGAUUAUGUAAUGCUCCGGCUACAUUUCAACAUUGCAUGUUAUCGAUUUUUGAUAACAUGGUGGAGGAUUCAAUGGAAGUAUUUAUGGAUGACUUCUCGAUUGUGGGUGACACUUCUGAAGCAUGUUUAGAGCAUUUAGGACAAGUUUUACAAAGAUGUGUGGAAACAAAUUUGGUCCUAAAUUAG